Molecule: messenger RNA, 939 nt
Organism: Sus scrofa (pig)
Lineage: Eukaryota; Metazoa; Chordata; Mammalia; Artiodactyla; Suidae
Product: olfactory receptor 7D2-like
Biological process (GO): G protein-coupled receptor signaling pathway
Cellular component (GO): membrane
Molecular function (GO): olfactory receptor activity; G protein-coupled receptor activity
Source: RefSeq, a predicted model, not a curated record
AUGGAUGUAGGAAACCAAACAGGUGUCUUGGAAUUCCUCCUCUUGGGCCUCUCAGAGGAUUCAGAACUGCACCCUCUCCUCUUUUGGCUGUUCUUAUCCAUGUACCUGGUGUCUGUGCUGGGGAACCUACUCAUCAUCCUGGCCGUUACCUCAAAUUCCCACCUGCACACCCCCAUGUACUUCUUCCUCUCCCACCUGUCCUUUUCUGAUAUUUGUUUCAAUUCCAUCAUCGUUCCCAAAAUGCUGGUGAACAUCUGGACAGCGAGCAAAGCCAUUACCUAUGCCGGCUGCAUCACCCAGAUGUAUUUUUCUUUAGUUUUUUUGUGUUUAGACAAUCUCCUCCUGACCGUGAUGGCCUAUGACCGCUUUGUGGCCAUUUGUCACCCCCUGCGCUACAGGAUCAUGAUGGACCCUCAACUCUGUGACCUGCUGGUUCUAGUCUCUUGGUCUGUUGGUUUCCUAGUCCCCCUCCUCCACAGUCUGAUGGUGCUGCAUCUCUCAUUCUGCAGACACACGGAAAUUCCACACUUCUUCUGUGAAUUGACAGAGGUGCUCAAGUCUGCCUGUUCUGACGCUUUUAUCAAUUACCUUGCCCUGUAUUCUAUGACUGGCCUGCUGACUAUUAUUCCCUUGACUGGGAUCCUUUUCUCUUACUCUAAGAUUAUUUCCUCCAUAUUGAAAAUGUCCUCAGUGGAGGGGAAGUACAAAGCAUUUUCCACUUGUGGGUCUCACCUAAUGGUCAUUUCCUUAUACUACGGGACAGGGUUAGGUGUGUACCUCAGUUCUGCCUUCUUCUCCUCCUCCUCAAAGGGGGCAGUGGCCUCAGUGAUGUACACCGUGGUCACCCCCAUGCUGAACCCCUUCAUCUACAGCCUGAGGAACAGGGACAUGAAGGGGACCCUGAAGAAAUUUGUCAGCAGGUCUUUCUUCCUCCUAUGA